Molecule: messenger RNA, 1429 nt
Organism: Danaus plexippus (monarch butterfly)
Lineage: Eukaryota; Metazoa; Arthropoda; Insecta; Lepidoptera; Nymphalidae
Gene: RpL4
Product: large ribosomal subunit protein uL4
Exons: 10
Coding region: 153-1406 (417 amino acids)
Biological process (GO): translation
Cellular component (GO): ribosome; cytosolic large ribosomal subunit
Molecular function (GO): structural constituent of ribosome; RNA binding
Source: RefSeq, a predicted model, not a curated record
GUAAUUGUAAACUAUUUUUGUUUCUAGCAACUUUAUUUUAAAAUUGUCAAGAGACCAUCUCUUCCGGUCUUUUACUCCUCCGUGGCAUGGCGGAUGGUCUUUCCGCCGCGUAUAGUGUGUAAUUGGAGGAAUAACUUCGCUCAUAUAGCGAAAUGAGUCUAUCGGUAGCCCGGCCGUUAGUGUCGGUGUACACAGAGAAGAGUGAGAAGGUAGCAGACGCAAACAUCCCUCUGCCGUUUGUUUUCAAGGCCCCGAUCCGACCGGACCUUGUCAACGAUGUUCAUGUGUCUAUGAGCAAGAAUUCUAGGCAACCCUACAGUGUGAGCAAGGAAGCCGGUCAUCAAACCAGUGCGGAGUCAUGGGGAACAGGUCGCGCCGUCGCCCGUAUACCCCGUGUCCGCGGCGGUGGUACUCAUAGGUCCGGCCAGGGUGCCUUCGGCAACAUGUGUCGUGGCGGCCGUAUGUUCGCGCCGACCAAGCCCUGGCGCCGUUGGCACCGUCGCGUCAAUCUCCGCCAGCGACGGGCUGCAGCGGCCGCAGCUGUUGCCGCGGCUGGUGUCCCAGCACUGGUUCAGGCCAGAGGUCACAUCAUUGAGAAAGUGCCAGAAUUCCCGCUCGUAGUGGCAGAUUCUGUCCAAGCCAUUGAGAAGACAAAACAGGCUGUUAUCUUCCUAAGAAGAGUAAAGGCUUGGUCCGAUGUGCUCAAGGUAUACAAAUCUCAACGUCUCCGUGCCGGCAAGGGGAAGAUGCGCAACCGACGCAAACUGCAACGAAAAGGACCUCUGAUCGUUUACCACAAGGACCAAGGUCUAUCCAAAGCUUUCCGUAACAUCCCCGGAGUGGAGACCAUCAGUGUCAACAAACUGAAUCUGCUGAAGCUGGCUCCGGGAGGUCACAUUGGACGCUUCAUCAUCUGGACUAAGAGCGCCUUCGAGAGGCUCGACCCACUGUUCGGUUCCUGGAAGACACCAUCCAAGCUCAAGAAGGGCUUCAACCUGCCGCAGCCCAAGAUGGCCAACACCGACCUGUCCCGCUUGCUCAAGUGCGACGAGAUCAGGAAGGUGCUGCGCGCUCCCAACAAGCGGGUCGUCCGAGCUCCUCGCAAGCUGAACCCUCUCAGCAAUGCUCGCGCUAUGCUGAGACUCAAUCCCUAUGCGGCCGUUCUCAAGAGGAAGGCCGUCUUGGACCAGAACAAACGCAACGAUGCCAGGGCUCUGGCUCUGGCCGAGAAGAGAGGGAUCUCCCUCCCAUCCUCGGACCCGGCGGUGAGGGCUCGGCGUCUCCGCGAGAGGAGGGCCAAGAGUCUGAAGCUGGCGGCCGCCAAGGCCCCCAAGAAGAAGGUGGAGAAGAAGACGCCCCCCCCGCCCAAGAAGAAGGCGGACAAGAAGGAGAAGGCCAAGAAGUGAUGAGAAAUAUACAUUGUGACUAA